AUGACCAGUGUUGAAAAGCGUAAGAAUGCAAAACUCUUGGACGACUUUUUAGCCGGUUGGUUGGAACAGCCGGGCAACUAUGCACGAUUCGCGAGGGCUAACGGCAGAGAUGGACGUGAACGCAGAGGAGAUAUUGGAGACGAGAUAUAUAAAGCAUAUCGCGAGACUGGAGGGACGCAGCAUAAUCGUACCGUCAAGGCCAGGAUAUGGAAAUUGGCACAGCAAUUCCGCAAAGCUCAUGAUUUAGCAUGUAACGGAGCUACAAGAGAAGAGGUGCGCAAAGCAUGUCGAUAUUACUAUCAGCUUGUGGAGCAUAUUGGAGAAGACAGCAAUGUCCCGAUUUACUAUCAGUAUCCAGGACGACCCGGCAGCACUGAAAUCGAGAGGGAUGAUCCUCAAAAAAAGCCACUCACAGAUGCAAUGAAGCAGCAACUCAAUGACGAUCAUUGUCAGGACAUGAUGAAAAUGGUGGAUGAAAUGGCUCUGCGACAACGACAACAGCAUGAACAAGUGAUGCAUCUUCUUGAUCAACGCCAAGAAUUGCUGGAUCGGCAAUCCGAGCGUGCUCGUUUGAUGGAAAUGCAAAUUGAAGCUUCUAUGGUACUUUCGGUGAUCGAACGAUUGAGGAAUGUAGGGUUCUCAGAGGAUGAAAUAUCGUUGCAUAUCCAACUUCUUCAACCACUCUACACCUUUCACACUCAAAUGAUGAAUCAACAACAACAACAACAAUCGUCAUCUUGA
Messenger RNA from Lichtheimia ornata, 741 nucleotides. RefSeq lists its product as uncharacterized. NCBI's taxonomy places the organism in Eukaryota, Fungi, Mucoromycota, Mucoromycetes, Mucorales, Lichtheimiaceae. The record is from RefSeq and is a predicted model, not a curated record. Bases 1 to 741 code for a protein of 246 amino acids. The transcript is spliced from 2 exons.